UCAAAACUGAAAACAAUAAUAAUAAUAUAGUUACUUUUAUCGUAACAAAACAUUAUGUUUUAUUUUAUUACAAAUGUUCUCUUAAUAUAGACCUUUGUGGUAAUUGCAAUAAUGGAAGAGGACAACAAAUUGCCACUAAAACGUGUCGAGUUAUCGUUGACGAAGUUCAACGAAGUGGCGAUUCCACAUCACUUGGACUUGCUCCGACAACACAAAGCCAAUAUUAUAAAGACGGACAACGUGCUGAUGGAGAAGAAGAUCCGUCCGUGGAUCAACAAGAAGAUCAUAGAGUACAUCGGCGAGCCGGAACCGACACUGGUCGACUUCAUCUGCAGCAAGGUGCUGGCCGGCUCCGCGCCGCAGGGCAUCCUGGACGACUUGCAGAUGGUCAAAGUAGUAUGCUGUGAUAACGGAAGGAUGGUGACAGAAUUCCAAGUAGGGCCGGAGCAUCUGAACCAAAGAGGCACUUUGCAUGGAGGCUUUAUUGCACACUUAGUAGAUGCUGUGUCCACAUAUGCACUCACUGCUAAUGAAAAUGUUGAUACCAGAGGUGUCUCAAUUGAUCUUAGUAUCAGUUAUAUGAACGCCGCUAAGGAAGGUGAUAGUAUUGAAGUUGAGGCGGUUACCAGGAAACUUGGCAAGAAGAUAGCAUUUCUUGAAGUUGAAGUUAGAAAUAAAGACAAAAAUCAGGUUCUAGCUACGGGCAGGCACACAAAGUAUGUUGGUGUCUGAAAUAGUGUCAUAAAGUGUUUACUUUCUUUAAGCUAUUUUAUAGGCUACUUUUGACAUAAAAAGAUCUUGUAACAAAGGUAAAUCACAGUUCAAGGCAGUUUAGGUAAUAGUCAAUUAAUUGAUGUUAUAUCAAUAAAGUAAAAUAAAAUACAGUUUGACAUUUUUGUAUCAAAUUUUUUUUUAUACCAGAAAGUUAUAACAAUAAAGAGAAAAAGAAAGAAAAGUGGGCAGGGAAGCACUAAUCUAAGGUAGUUGGUUAAUUUUGUGAUAUUUGACAUAGACAUGUUUUAAACAUGAUUAAAACAAAAAAAAAAACUUUUCCAACCCUGGUACAUACUGUGUAAUAUGUCAAAAACAGUCUUUUACAAUGAGUCUCGCGAACGUACUGUAUGUAGAUAAGUAGUGCAAUUUUUACUAUGGACUUUAUAUAAUUUUUUCGU
This is a messenger RNA of Maniola jurtina (meadow brown), 1172 nucleotides long. RefSeq names its product acyl-coenzyme A thioesterase 13-like. Bases 112 to 732 code for a protein of 206 amino acids. Gene Ontology annotation, molecular function: fatty acyl-CoA hydrolase activity. Lineage: Eukaryota; Metazoa; Arthropoda; Insecta; Lepidoptera; Nymphalidae. The record is from RefSeq and is a predicted model, not a curated record. Gene Ontology annotation, biological process: mRNA processing. The transcript is spliced from 4 exons.